GUACUUGUAACUGACACUUGGUUUUGGGAGCGAAGAAGACUCACCUAGCACAACAACAAUUAAGCUAACGCUAUUGGAACAGAAUUCGAGCGAAAAUAUGAACGAAUAUGUUUUUUUUGUGCCUGAAACAACUUUAAAGGUAUGAGCAGGAAACGGGCUCUUAUUUCCGACACGUUCAAGUUGAAGAAAAGACGAAAUGGCACCCAGACGUUCGGCGUCAAAAGUGAUGACCAAGGUCCCAUUAACGUCAGAAGUAGCUUGGAGUACCUCAUGACGUUGUUCCCCAGAAAGCUCUUCAAUGACGCCUUGCCUCAAAUGGUGCUGAAGCACCAACUCUACAGCAUUCACCAGGACAAGACUCUGGUGGACAAGGAAGUGAAUAAACUGCGCGAGGACGGCGAGCUGCUCAUGUUCCAGCUCGGCUUCGACGCCGAGGCCUUCGGGCUGGUUUUUGCUUCCGACUACAAAACCAAAGUGCUGGCGGGAGAAGAGGGCAAAGCCACCAGAGCCACCGUGGACAAGUUCUUGGAGAAGGCGCUGACACCCUGCACGGAUCUCAGCUUCAACAAGGACAAGAUGCUCAGGGAGUUCCUCUUCUCGGACACUGAAAUCACGCAGCUGGUGAAAGCCGGGGUGUUGACGGUGAGAGAUGCAGGCAGCUGGUGGCUCUCCAUUCCCAACUCUGGGAAAUUCACCAAGUACUUCAUACAAGGUCGUAAAGCCGUUCUAGGCAUGGUGAAGAAGUCCAGAUACAAUCAAGUGCUGAAGGCCGACCUGGAGGAGCGGCGCACUCCCUCACAAGUCAAAUUCCACAUCAAAUACCACAUCCAUGACAUUGUUGGUGCCGAACUGCUGGAAAGCAUCACGACAACUUCAGGGACUUUGUUACGAUUCGUUGACUUCUGAUUCAGUUCCUGUCGACACAUCCACCUUGAAAGACUUCAUUUGUCCAAAAAUGCCUUAUUAAAAAAAAUUAUG
Messenger RNA from Nerophis lumbriciformis (worm pipefish), 978 nucleotides. Its product is annotated as inactive serine/threonine-protein kinase 19-like. NCBI's taxonomy places the organism in Eukaryota, Metazoa, Chordata, Actinopteri, Syngnathiformes, Syngnathidae. Gene Ontology annotation, biological process: positive regulation of Ras protein signal transduction. The record is from RefSeq and is a predicted model, not a curated record.